UUGGAGCUCAGAGAGGCUCUGGCCGUGGCCGCGUCAACAGGUGCUCCUCAGACUUUUUGUUUCCCCUCCUGCCAGUCCGACCAACCUCCUUCGUACCACUUUUCUAACUUUGAAGCCCCACACACCACCGCAUCGCUGUUGUAGUUGUUGUUAUUGUUGUUGUUGUUCCUUCCUUUCCGAGCGCGCGCGCGCUCUCUCACUUUUUGAUUCCACCACCAACGAGUGACCGGAUUUUUAGUUAUUCGUGGCUGUUUUUUUUUCAGCAAAGAACUCGAAAAGGGAGAGAGAGAGAGAGAGAAACCAAAUAGGAAGAAAGUGCCGUCCGCCCAUUUGCCGAGUGACUCGAUCGCUUCCAUUUCUGUUUGUUGUUGUUCGCUUGUUCGUUUCCUUUGACGAGUUUCAAAUUGAAAAAAAGAAAAGAAAGAAAAAAUGAACCUUCUGCGACAGUGCUUUCUUAUCGAUUCAUCGGCAACACCACCAAUGCUUUUUGCGUCUUUGUAGAGAAUUUCGUUUGUUGCCGUUCGCUUUCGAUUUGAUUUGACAUAGAAGUGCGAAUUUUUGACAAAAUUUCAGCUCUCUCAACACGGCUGUCGUCUACCUGAAUCUGCACCGAAUUCGAUCGCCAAGACAACAAGGCCCAAGCGACUUUCUCCCUCGACUUGGCGUCUCACUUUUGUGCAAUUUGGCGUGGAAUUAAUUUGUUCAGAGCCGCGAGGAGCCGCCGUUGAAACGUCACCACCACCACCUCCUGCCUUCAGCCUUUCUCUGCAUCUGCCUUUGCGCCUUUGAUUGAGGACAACGCCAGGGAAUUGUUUUCUACUGUUACUGUUGCUGCUGCUGCCAUAUUUACCCCUCCGUAUCCCGUUAGAAUCAUGUCUUAUACCAGGAUUUAUCUCGCUGUGGCUUUCCUCUACCUUGCCACAGUCCAGUUGCCCUUCUCCGCUGCCAAUAAUCAAGUUCACCAUGACAUGACGCCCGACGAACUGCGGCGGGUAUUUCACGUAGACUCUCACGACCAAGUACCAACAUAUGAAGUCAUCAAUUUGCGAUCGAGAGUACGGCGCGACGCUGAGCGGGAUAUCCGCCACGUCGAUUUAUCCGCAUUCGGCACACGAUAUAACUUACGAUUGGAACGAAACGAACAGCUGCUUCGUGGUGGCAACAAGGUUCGAGUUUGGGUGGCCGAUUCUCCAUCCACCGAUGAAUUUGGUGGGAACCGAACGGGUUCUACCCAAUUUGGAGGAAUCACUCUGGAAGAGCUGCCUCAGGACGAUGAUGUCGGUACCGUCUACCAGGAUGAGGACACGAUGGCAGCGGUGCUAGUCAACCACGACGCCGAAGAUGACGCCCUCAUUUUGGACGGAACUAUCGGGAGUGAAUUGGUCAUCCGCCCACUACCUGUCAAGCAUCGCAAACUGCAACAGAAAUCCGCCGGAGUUCAGCUGCAGAGCGGCUCGCACGACGACGAGAUGUUCAUGGACGAAGAGGAUUUCCGUUCGGCUGAUUUCAUGACCCCGUCACCGCCGUCGACGCUGCCCCCGGCCAACGACACCGAGAAUGCCUUAAUCCGCAAAAAGCGCUCGCUGUACGACCUGAAACACAGCGUUGGUUCUCACGUCGUUUACAAGCGCGCCGCUAUCCAAUCCGACGACGAUUAUGCGUUUAUGGAAAUGGACUUGCCUCCAACGGGGAAGUCUCAGCGAAUGCCUCGUACGAAGCGCAGCGCUCCGCCGACCAUCUAUCCUGAAAUUCUCGUGAUCGUCGACUACGACGGCUACAGGUUGCACAACGGCGACAACGCUGAGAUCAAGAAAUAUUUCGUCUCCUUCUGGAAUGGAGUCGACCUCCGCUACAAGUUGCUAAAGGGACCUAAAGUGCGCAUCAGCAUCGCCGGCAUCAUCAUCUCCAGGGGACGAGAUGCGACUCCUUAUUUCGAGAAGAACCGUGUCGGACGCAACGCCAUCGACUCGACAGCCGCUCUGACUGAUAUGGGAAAGUACCUGUUCCAAGAGAGGCGCUUGCCCGUUUACGACAUCGCCGUUGCAAUAACCAAGUUCGACAUGUGCCGACGUCGUAAAAGCGGCCGCUGUGCAAACGGCACCGCCGGAUUUGCCUACGUUGGAGGAGCCUGUGUCGUUAACAAGCGUCUCGAGAAAGUCAACAGCGUAGCCAUCGUCGAGGACACUGGUGGAUUCUCCGGCAUCAUCGUCGCUGCUCACGAAGUCGGCCAUUUAUUGGGCUCUGUUCACGACGGUUCCCCGCCACCGAGUUACCUGGGAGGACCUGGCGCUCAGCGCUGCCGCUGGGAAGACGGUUAUAUCAUGAGUGACUUGCGACAUACUGACCGUGGUUUCAAGUGGUCCUCUUGCAGCAUUGCUCAAUUCGACCAUUUCCUCAAUGGAGAGACGGCCACCUGUCUGUUCAACAGCCCUCAUGAGGACGCUGUACUUCCCCGUGUGUUGCCUGGAAAACUGCUCAGCCUUGAUGCCCAGUGCCGUAUGGAUCGAGGCACAUCUGCCUGCUUCAAAGACGAUCGUGUCUGCGCUCAGCUGUUCUGUUUCGACGCUUCGUCUGGUUACUGCGUCUCAUACAGACCGGCAGCAGAAGGCUCUUCUUGUGGUGACGGACAGAUCUGCAAUAACGGAAGAUGCAUCGUCGAGAACGAAAAUGCCAUUCCUGACUAUGCCGAGGACAUCGGUCUCAAUUCCUUCUUGAAAAGAACCGACACCAUCUUGGCAGCCACUGAAGCCAAGCCGUUCUAUUCUGGAGGAGUAGCUUCAACAGCUCACGUCUUCAAUCCUACUACCCCCAAAACAACGACAACCACUACCAAAGCGACAACGAUAACAACAAGAGCGACAACAACCACAGCUAAAGCAACAACAACAGCCACCACGACAACUACAACUUCAAAACCUUUAAUUACGACCGUUCCGUGGUGGCACACAAGUUCCAAGAGCUCCACGCCAUCAACGAGGUGGUGGAACAAUUGGACCAAACGAUCGACCCCGUCGUCGGUAGACCCGCAGGUGACCAACACCCAGCCUGCGGCCUCUUCGCUUUCACUGGCACCUUCGACAAUUCCGGCCACGACCGCCGUCACUACACCACGCCCUACGAUUAGCGUCACGAGGUUCCGCCCGACCACUACAUCCACCACUACUACCACAACGACCACUACACCAAGAACAACAUCACGCACAACUGCCGCUCCUAGCCCAGUGUCCAACAAAUUUUCCAGUUCUGGUGUUAACGAAUUAUGCGAGGAUAGAAUAACCAAGAUUGCUGGGUCCAUGUCCUGCCAAGACUUCCUACAGCGCUACGGUUUCCAGUACUGUCGCCAGCCUUACAUCAUGAAAAAUUGUUGUGCAUCGCAGCAACGAUACUGCCCAAAUUAAAAACCCAGCGCUUGCGAUUUUGAGAAACACUUAACCAGACAAACGAAAAAAACCAGAAUAUAAAGUCGCUUCCGGCUCAGUGAUGAAACAGAGACACAACAGAAUAUAUUUGGCGUCAUUGGUCGAAGAAGAAAAUGAAAAUGAACAAAAAAAAAAGAAAAUAAACAAACAAACAAUUUAAAUAUUAUAAGACGAGGUGCGUUCACGAUCUCCGAUUUACUGGAAAUUGUCGACAGAGACUGCCGCCGCAUAAUAGUACCCAUUCGCAUAAUUCGCGUGCAUAAACAAUUAGUUCAAAGACCCCGUCUUCCAUCGUUAAUAAUGUGAUCAAGGGUCUACACUUAUUUCCGCAACCAAUGCUGUUUAUCAUGCUCGUAUCAACUAAACAGAAAAGAAACACAACAAGAUAAAUCUGAACUUAUCGCGCUGGUCUGUUCCUAAGACACGAACGUUCUUGCAAAAUGUUAUCUAACUUUGCCCUCCUCUUCGGUUGGACUCAUUGGUAUAACGGCUUGAAUAAUCGAUAAUGCUCCCACUGGAUGGUGAUGAUCAUAAACGAACGGAAUGAUUGCAAACAAACCAGUCUUGCCUGUGUGAGCUCUGAUGCCUCACUGUACAGAUGUACAGACUCCGACUUUUUUUCUGAUGUACAAGAUUUUGUGCCUCUUUGAUAGAUUGUUUUUGUUUUUCCUCUCAAUCCCUCCCCCCCCCCCUCCUCAACCCCUUUUCAAUCCCAAUUCCUCCCUCCCCAAAUACUAGACCCAUCGCUUGAUGUACGCGUGCCUUUUUUGUUGAAAACGAUCAUUUUUUAUUUGAUUUUAUUUAGUUUUUUGUGUGUGGAAUAUUACGCGGUGUUUGUGAAUCGAAUGCAAACUUUAUACGUUUGCACGGCGGGCGGUGCCGGCGUUUACCGGCUGUCUCUCGAAUAUUGUACAGUGGUUUUUGAUCUAUCUUUUUCUAGAAACAAAAAUAAUGGACGAAGGAUAUUCAAA
Daphnia pulicaria is the source of this 4390-nucleotide messenger RNA. Its product is annotated as A disintegrin and metalloproteinase with thrombospondin motifs 18-like. Gene Ontology annotation, biological process: proteolysis. The record is from RefSeq and is a predicted model, not a curated record. The coding region runs from base 873 to 3398 and encodes 841 amino acids. The transcript has 18 exons. Lineage: Eukaryota; Metazoa; Arthropoda; Branchiopoda; Diplostraca; Daphniidae. Gene Ontology annotation, molecular function: metalloendopeptidase activity.